This is a messenger RNA of Lentinula edodes (shiitake mushroom), 2607 nucleotides long. RefSeq lists its product as uncharacterized. Bases 243 to 2294 code for a protein of 683 amino acids. Lineage: Eukaryota; Fungi; Basidiomycota; Agaricomycetes; Agaricales; Omphalotaceae. Gene Ontology annotation, molecular function: poly(U) RNA binding; mRNA 3'-UTR binding; poly(A) binding. Gene Ontology annotation, cellular component: nucleus; cytoplasmic stress granule; cytosol. The record is from RefSeq and is a predicted model, not a curated record. The transcript is spliced from 8 exons.
CCAUCAUCUUAAAGUUAAAAAGCUUCUUAAAAAUCAUAUAAAACCUUUUUUUCAUAAACAAGCGGUUGUUUGUUGCUCUCCUGUGUGAGUCUUCUUAUCCAACUAAAAUCGGCGCUCUUCACAAACCAAGUACCCUAGUCGAAGAAAAGUUCAUAAAGCAGUAACGACGUACCUAAAUUUCUGAAAAAACCCCUUCGAACUGCGCACAUCCCCCGCCUCAACGCAAUAAAACUCAUAAAACAAUGUCUGCUCCUGUUGUAGCUGAAACAUCUGCUAUAUCGACCGUGGAAGCUGCUGGUGUCCCUGCCGUCGCUCCUCCUUCUGGUGCGGCUCCAAUGCCGGCGAUAGCUCCUGCUCCCGCUCCCACUUACGCGCCUCAAGGCUCGGCUGCCUCUACCCCCAGUGCCUCCCUUUACGUAGGAGAGCUUGACCCCACUGUCACUGAGGCUAUGCUUUUUGAAAUUUUCAACAUGAUCGGGCCCGUCGCCAGUAUCCGUGUUUGCCGUGACGCAGUCACCCGUCGUUCGCUCGGUUAUGCCUAUGUUAACUAUCUGAAUACUAGUGACGGUGAACGUGCUCUUGAGCAGCUGAAUUACUCUCUUAUCAAGAAUCGUGCAUGCCGCAUCAUGUGGUCUCAACGUGAUCCCGCUCUCCGCAAGACGGGUCAGGGCAAUAUCUUCAUCAAGAACCUCGACGAACAAAUUGACAAUAAGGCUCUUCAUGACACUUUCGCGGCAUUCGGAAACGUUCUUUCCUGCAAGGUUGCCACUGACGAGCAUGGCCGCUCUAAGGGCUACGGUUUCGUCCACUACGAAACCGCUGAGGCAGCCGACGGCGCUAUCAAAGCUGUCAAUGGCAUGCUUUUGAACGAUAAGAAGGUUUAUGUCGGUCAUCACAUCUCUCGCAAGGAACGUCAAUCUAAACUCGACGAGAUGAAAGCACAGUUCACCAACCUCUAUAUCAAGAACUUGGAUCCCGAAGUCACUGAAGAAGAGUUUGAGAAGCUCUUCGAACCAUAUGGCAAAGUCACUUCUGCCAUUGUUCAAAAGGACGAAGAAGGAAAGAGUCGGGGCUUUGGGUUCGUCAACUACGAGUCUCACGAAGACGCUCAGAAGGCAGUCGACGCUCUGCAUGACACCGAGCAGCAUGGCCGCAAACUCUUUGUGUCUCGUGCCCAGAAAAAGGCUGAGCGCGAGGAGGAGCUGCGCAAGUCAUACGAGCAGGCUAAGAUGGAGAAGCUGUCCAAAUAUCAGGGCGUUAACCUUUACAUCAAAAACUUGGAGGAUGACGUUGACGACGAGAAACUGCGCGCGGAGUUUGAACCUUUCGGUACCAUCACCAGUUGUAAGGUAAUGCGCGAUGACAAAACAGCUUCCAAAGGAUUUGGUUUUGUCUGUUUCUCUUCUCCAGACGAGGCAACCAAGGCUGUUGCGGAAAUGAACAACAAGAUGAUCGGUUCAAAACCUCUGUAUGUCUCUCUUGCUCAGCGUCGCGAAGUUAGGCGCCAGCAACUGGAGAGCCAGAUCGCUCAGCGCAACCAAAUUAGAAUGCAACAGGCUGCUGCUGCCGGUAUACCUGGAGGAUAUCUCAAUGGACCGAUGUAUUAUCCUCCUGGUCCCGGAUUCCCUCCUCAAGGACGUGGUAUGAUGGGAUACGGUCCGGGAAUGAUGCCUCCUCGCCCUCGUUACCCCAACAAUGGUCAGGUCGCCGGUCUGCCUAUUCCUGCGCCUUAUCAACAACCUCCCCAAGGAUAUGGUAUGCCUGGUUACCCCGGUCGUGGUGGCCCUCGUCCCCCUGCUCCACGUGGCCCCCCUUCUCCAACUCUGCAGAAUGCUGUUCCUCCGCGUCCCAAUGGCGGCGCCCCUCCUAAUGGCGCCUCUCCCAACGGUGCUCCCCGUGCACCCGGCCCUCAGGUCCAAUCCCGUCCUACUGGUGCUCCUGCUCCACCUGCCGGUCGUUCUCCCCAAGGCCUGCAGCCUCAAGGCCAACCGCAGGGCUACAAGCUUAACCCUCAGACCCGUAACGCUCCUGGACAGGCUCCUGUCCCCGAAAUUCCGCCCUUCAACACGGCUGUGCUCGCCAACUCCAGCCCGAUGGAGCAGAAACAAAUGCUUGGUGAACAAAUCUACAUGAGGAUUGCUGGAACACAGCCCGAGCUGGCAGGAAAGAUCACUGGUAUGCUUCUUGAGAUGGAUAACACUGAGCUUCUUCAACUCUUGGAAUCUCAAGAAGCCAUGAACAAUAAAGUUCAGGAGGCUCUUGUUGUUCUUCAAGAAUACAGCAAGGAUGAGUAAGCGCUUGAUUGCGCUUAUUUGACUACUGGUUGUGCAUGAUGUUAGCCGUCUCUUUUUGGAUGGAUACAAUCGUUCUACUGAAGUAUCCAUCCGUCCAUUCAUUUGACUACGUCGAAAUUACCCACCCCAUGCUGUGUUCUGUAUUCGCCUCCUUUGUAUCUGGUUGUUCAUCUUUGCCUUUCUUGUCCCCUCGGGUCAUCUUCACUGCAGGUGUUCGGUUGUACUUACUGGAUGUCGCUUAGGGAUUUUAUCGGUCGUUCCUUUGUGUUACUUAGUCAAGAAAUAGAGAUGAUCAACUGCUGCUUGAAUCAUA